This is a messenger RNA of Penicillium subrubescens, 450 nucleotides long. RefSeq lists its product as uncharacterized. Bases 1 to 450 code for a protein of 149 amino acids. The transcript has a single exon. The record is from RefSeq and is a predicted model, not a curated record. NCBI's taxonomy places the organism in Eukaryota, Fungi, Ascomycota, Eurotiomycetes, Eurotiales, Aspergillaceae.
AUGCCAUGGAGACAUUUACACGGUCUGAAUUCAUGCAUGGAAGAUUAUCAUCGAUAUGAGGAUUACAUCUCAGCUCAGCAUACCAUCCCCAAAACUGACCCGGUUGCUCUCUACACAGACGAAGGAAUCUACGGCCGCGUUGUUGAUGCCGAAGAUGUUGAGAGCUGGACGAACCUACACGCAUUCACAGCCAAACUAUUCGGCUUGGGACUCAUUCACUGGAAGUACAUUGGAACUCUGAUCUUCCACGAUGCCCUCGAGCAAACCAGUACUGGCCAAUAUCAGGAGGCCAUUAUCCAGGCCAUGGCUCAAUGGGUUCGUCAUGCUGGAGAGGCCAUGUCCCUCAUAUUGCGCCGCCAGGAAGCUGCGGCCAAAUUCAAAGGCGCUGACACAACGGGUAAAUUGUGCUUGGGCUCGGCUAGCUUCUGUGCAGGACGAUGGCUUUUCUAG